AAAGUUUACUUCCUCAUGGAGUCUUUGUUAUUUUUUCUUAUGACAGGCAUUGUGACCAGCAAUGGGGAGACCUGGAGGCAACUGCGAAGAUUCGCCCUCACCACCCUGCGUGAUUUUGGAAUGGGGAAGAAGGGCAUUGAGGAGCGAAUCCAGGAGGAAGCUCGUUUUCUGGUGGAGAGGAUCAGGAACACACAUGAGAAACCUUUCAACCCUGGUAAGUUCUUAAUCCAUGCUGUUUCCAACAUCAUCUGCUCCAUUGUAUUUGGGGAUCGGUUUGACUAUGAGGACACGAAAUUUCUGGAUUUAAUUGAGAUGCUGGAAGAAAACAACAAGUACCAGAGCAAAAUACAAACACAGCUCUACAAUUUCUUCCCAACCAUCUUAGAUUCUUUACCUGGACCUCAUAAAAAACUAAUAAAAAACAUUGAGAAAGUUGAUGACUUCAUUUCUGAAAUUGUAAGAGCACACCAGGAAUCUUUUGAUCCCAGCUGUCCUCGAGAUUUUAUUGAUGCUUUUAUCAACAAAAUGCAACAGGUAAUGAAAUACCCAGAGAUUGAAGAGAAAAUUCACAAGGAGAUUGACCGUGUGGUUGGCCGAGACCGAAGCCCCUGCAUGGCAGACAGGAGCCAGUUGCCAUACACAGAUGCUGUGAUCCAUGAAAUCCAGAGAUUCAUUGAUUUCCUUCCCCUUAACGUUCCACAUGCUGUGACCAAAGACACCAAGCUCAGAGACUAUUUCAUACCCAAGGACACCAUGAUAUUCCCUUUGCUGUCUCCCAUCCUGCAAGACUCCAAGGAAUUCCCUGAUCCAGAAAAGUUUGACCCAGGACAUUUCCUGAAUGCAAAUGGUACCUUCAGAAAGAGUGACUACUUCAUGCCAUUUUCUGCAGGAAAACGCAUCUGUGCAGGAGAAGGUCUGGCCCGGAUGGAGAUAUUCUUAUUUUUAACAUCCAUCCUGCAGAACUUUACUCUGAGGCCUGUUGUAGAUCGCAAGGAUGUUGACAUUUCUCCCAUAGUCACCUCUCUGGCAAAUAUGCCCCGACCUUAUGAGAUCUCAUUUAUUCCACGUUAGACAAGUGAAGACAGCCGGCACCUCUCAAAUUGGAAUGACAGUCUUCUUGAAUGACUGUCACUGCCCACCUUGAUGUGACUGGGACUCUCUGAUAAUUUGCUAAAUUCUUUACAGACAGAAGAUUUAUGCUUUUCUAUGUGACCCUAGAAGGACAUGCUCCAGCAGAAAACAAUUCUCCACAAAGCUUAGACUCCCACACACUGUCCAAAAUAGGAACAUAUCUUGACUAUUACUUUUCACUCAUUUAUAAGAAAUCCAUUACGGCUUUUAGACACGAUCUAGAAAGCCUCCGGUCUCACUAACAACAUAGGAAAUGGCUGGACUGUACUUACUGGACCUAUCAGAAUUAAAAGUGCAAUUAAGCACUGCUCAUUGAGAGUAUAGAGUGAAAUAAUGCUGGGAUCUCCAUGAUGCCUUUUAGAAGGUGAAUGUCAGCUUGAAUCUUCCCAUUACCUUUUUUGAAAUAUGUAAAAAAGAAAGAAAGAAGAAAAGAAAUACGCUGAAGAAAUUUUACAAGCUCCAGAUAAAGGGUUUCUAUGAGCUAACAAAGACAAAUGUACUGAUGUAGGACUGGCAUUUCCCAGACUGUUCACGUUCUCUGCAGUGUAUAGCUUACUGUAAUUGCAGUGACAGAGCUGAAUCUGUGCUAUGUGGAAUAAUACAGCACUUGAAAUGUCACCACAGUGGCAUUAAUUAAUGUUUAGGUAAGCAGCCAAACGUUCAUUUCUUUUGCUGUGUUUAUAGUCUUGAAAUACCAUGAGUUGUUUGGUGUUACAAAAAGUUCAAAGCAAAAAAUAUCACAGAGUGAUACAAAUGAUACAAAUGAAAGAAAA
Molecule: messenger RNA, 1904 nt
Organism: Meleagris gallopavo (turkey)
Lineage: Eukaryota; Metazoa; Chordata; Aves; Galliformes; Phasianidae
Source: RefSeq, a predicted model, not a curated record